AUGGGCUUCACUUCGACUAUCGUCGCUCUGGCCGCGGCUACCAGUGCGCUCGCUGCACCUACACACUUUGAGGUUCUCAAGCGAGGAAACUUGCCAACUCCUGUCUCUGCAGCGACCGCAAGAUCUUAUUUGAGCUCCAUAACAACUGCUGCCGAAUCGAAUAAUCCGGCAUAUAGCCGUGACUAUUUCAAUCACUGGAUCACUAUCAACGGAAGCUGCAACACUCGCGAGACUGUUCUCAAGCGUGAUGGAUCAGAUGUGCAGCAGGAUGGUGCUUGUGCAGCGACUUCUGGAACCUGGUACUCAUAUUAUGAUGGUGCCACAUGGACGGCGGCUUCGGACGUUGACAUUGAUCACUUGGUGCCACUGAAGGAAGCAUGGAUUUCGGGUGCAAAGGAUUGGACUGCUGCACGUCGCGAACAAUUUGCAAACGACCUAACUCGACCUCAGCUGCUCGCUGUGACCGACGAAGUGAACCAGCAAAAGAGUGAUCGGGAUCUCGCGGAGUGGCUGCCAUCCCGGACGGCGUACCAUUGUACAUACGUCAGAGCCUGGGUCCAAGUCAAGUACUACUAUGGUCUCACGAUGGACAGCGCAGAGAAAUCAGCGGCUUCUGACAUUCUUUCCGGAUGUUAA
Molecule: messenger RNA, 636 nt
Organism: Pseudocercospora fijiensis CIRAD86
Lineage: Eukaryota; Fungi; Ascomycota; Dothideomycetes; Mycosphaerellales; Mycosphaerellaceae
Exons: 3
Coding region: 1-636 (211 amino acids)
Source: RefSeq, a predicted model, not a curated record